Molecule: messenger RNA, 966 nt
Organism: Hypomesus transpacificus
Lineage: Eukaryota; Metazoa; Chordata; Actinopteri; Osmeriformes; Osmeridae
Product: olfactory receptor 146-like
Exons: 1
Coding region: 1-966 (321 amino acids)
Biological process (GO): G protein-coupled receptor signaling pathway
Cellular component (GO): membrane
Molecular function (GO): olfactory receptor activity; G protein-coupled receptor activity
Source: RefSeq, a predicted model, not a curated record
AUGGAUUUGAUAUCACAGGUGGAUCCCCCUAACCAGACCUUCACUUACAUCCUGACGAUGGCAUCCUUUGACAUCCCCUCACCAGUAAACUACCUGGUCUUCGCUGUGGGUGUGCUGGUGUACAUGUUCUCUUUCUUUGGCAACCUGACUAUUCUGGUGCUUAUCAUCACCCAGAAGAGUCUACACAAACCCAUGUUCUACAUCCUCUUUAGUCUCCCACUCAAUGAUAUUAUAGGAAUCACUGCCUUCCUACCCAGGUUGCUUCAUGACAUUGUUACGCAGACCAACCUUGCAUACUACCCCACAUGUGUCCUGCAGGCCUUCUGGCUUCAUAUGUACGGAGGCGCUGUUCUUUUCAUUCUUGCUGCAAUGUCCAUUGACAGAUACCUUGCAAUAUGUAAACCACUGCAAUAUCAUUCACUCAUGACACCUUUUACAAUGUGCAGUCUAAUCACAUUAGCUUGGGGCUUUGACUUUGUCCUCAUGCUCAUUUUGUUUGGCCUCCAGGCCAGAGCUAAAAACAGGUGCAGGAGCACCCUGCAAAAUGUCUACUGUGAAAACGUUUCCCUGCUUCUCCUCUCUUGUGGUGACGAUCUGACCGUUAACAACAUUUAUGGUGUUGCUAUGACAGCGUUCUUUCAGAUUGUUAGUUUAGUCAUUCAGCUUUUUUCUUACGCUAACAUUUUAGUAGUGUGUGUUAUGAAUCGACAUUCAGACACCAUAAGCAAGGCUGUGAACACGUGUUUGUCUCAAAUUUUCACAUUUGUUAUUUUUGAAUUUCUAGCCACAUUUACAGUAGCAGCAUAUCGUUCACAGACCUUAUCCCCAAAUGCUCGAAAAUUAAGUUCAAUGUUGGUUUGGAUCCUACUUCCUGUACUCAACCCAAUUAUAUAUGGAAUAAAAACAAAGGAUAUUAGAGCUGUGCUUCACACACUGCUAAAGAAAGACAAUAAAAUAGCUCUAUAA